Messenger RNA from Leptinotarsa decemlineata (Colorado potato beetle), 1226 nucleotides. RefSeq lists its product as uncharacterized. The record is from RefSeq and is a predicted model, not a curated record. Gene Ontology annotation, cellular component: neuron projection; plasma membrane. Gene Ontology annotation, molecular function: peptide binding; G protein-coupled receptor activity. NCBI's taxonomy places the organism in Eukaryota, Metazoa, Arthropoda, Insecta, Coleoptera, Chrysomelidae.
CCCCACAUUUUCAUGUUCGGGUGAGACAGUUUUUGGACGAACGUUUUCCAAUGCGUUGGAUCGGCAAAAAGGAUCCAGUGGAGUGGCCAGCUAGAUCACCUGAUCUCACACCGAUGGACUUCUUUCUUUGGGGACACCUGAAGUCGAAAGUGAACUUUCCUGCGACAGAUAAUUGGUCGAGAAUGACGUUUGCUGACUCCGGACAUCUUGAAUAAUUGACGGAACGCUUUCGAGAGUAGAACAUGGAAGAACCUGCAAGCAUUAAUGUUACCGAAUUCCCUUUCGAAAAUACGACCUUUCCAGAUGGCUACGAAGAUCUACUUAUGAAAACAAACCUAACUGUCAAAAUAUAUAUUGAGUUGUACACCAUUCUGUCAUUGAUAUGCGUUGCAUGUAAUAUAAUUAUCGCCUUCGUCAUCAUAAAGUACAGACGACUGAGAUUGGACAAAUCGAAUAUAAUUCUGUUGAACUGGACGAUCGUCAACAAUCUUUUUAUGAUAACUUCUCCAAUCAGUCAGAGGCUAUCAACGGACUGGGAGACGUACUUUGCAGCGUAUACCUUUUUUUGUUCUUUGGAACAAACACAAUAUUGUAUUUUACUUGCGAAUUUAUUGUUGGUGGAUCUUUUAUUGAUAAAUUGGUACUUGAAAGUGUAUCAUACUGUCAUAUAUGAAAAGUUUGUGAAUUACCUCAACUAUAUUCUAGUGGCCAUUUAUGUACCUGUUAUUAUUUCGACAGGUGUUCAUGUUAGUUCAUGUUUUGAAUACCGACUCAUAACUUCAGAAGUAUUCUUGCUCAUUUCAUAUCUUAAAUUCAUUGUUUUUAUGAUAGCGAUGAAUAUUGUUCAUCUGGUAAAGAGAAGAAGAUUGGCACCCUCAACCGUUACUUCUAAUAUGCCCUUAUAUCUAGUCAACACAUAUUUUUUGUCAAUAUGUCCUUUGCUUUUAGCUAUUUUUUCGCAUUUGCUGUUGCAUGACCAGUUAUUUUCUUUGAUUAUUUUAAUUGGGGGACUAAUUCUUGCAGUAAUGAACCCCAUUUACUUUUUUAUAAUAUUGUACAACUUUGAUAAAGAUUACAGAACAUUUUUCGGGCACGUUUUUUCAUCCAAAUGUUGCGAAUAUAAGGACGAUGAACUACAAGAAGAACCUGUUGUUUUUAACGGGUCCGUUCAAUUAGGAUAAUAUUAUUGUGAAUAUGUGUGAUACAAAUAAAAUUACUUCAGUAAC